AUGGAAGCUUCAGAAUUAGUAAAUUUUAACAGGGUUUGUGAAACGGAUACACCAAAUUUGACGCCAGUGAAACCUAGACUAGGUAGAUUUGUGGAUGUUUAUUCACCUGAGCAUCUAAAUUUGACGCCGAAAACCAAACCUCAACUUGGUUUCGCUGAAAUAACUAAUGAAAACCACAACUUCCUUACUCCUGCAAAAACAUUGCAAUAUGACAAUAAAUGCAGGACUGCCAAAGUCCAGCCUAAACUACGAGAUGUAUGGAAUCACUCAUUUGAAGGCAAUCAAAGCUUCCCUCGUAUAAGACGCAAGAUACAUCCACUAAGAAUGGAUUUAGAGACUCCUACUAAAGUGAAACAAACAACUGACUUAGUAAGAGUUGAUGGUCCAAAUGGCCUCCGCUUCAACACUUCUUUAGCAGUAGGUGAUGUUGCUGGCUCACCAGCACAGUCCCAAACCGAACGCUUGCAGCAAUCCAUCAAUCCGAGCAAGGCUGUAUUUACCAUAGAGCCAAGUACUUUUAAGAUACUCAUAGUAAACAACAAAGCAUGCUCUCUUUUGGGCUAUUCAUCAGGAGAAUUGUGUGGUCUCCGCUUCUCUGAUCUUCUCCGCAACAGAAAUUGUAAGACCUUUAGUUUACAUGAACAAGAAGAUGGUGAUGCAUCUGAAGAUGGAACUAUUGUUUUACUUAGUGGCAAGGUGGUGGAACUUCUAACUAAAGAUGGAACAUCUGUGCAAGUCUCUUUGUGGAUAAGACAGUUGGACAAUGAUGGACCCUGCUUAGUUGUUGCAGAACCCGUCAGCUGCAAAAAUGUAGUGUUGACAGUGGAUGCAGAGACAGGUAUCAUUGUGUCUUGCGAUGGUGGCGAUGCCGCUCUACUGUUCCAAGCCGACUCGGCCGACAAGUUAAUCGGCUUACCCAUCGCCUCUCUCAUACCUUCUAUACAAUUGCCAACUUAUGAUGCACCCAUUCCAAAGAAUAUUUCCAAACAAAAGGCUACAGGUAGAACCUUAGACGGUGGUUCCUUUCCGCUCUGCCUGUGGAUAGCGAAAUCCACUAAUGUUGAAAGCUCACCUUGGUCAGGUAUAAAGAGCAACAGGGAGAGAUCUGUGUUUAUUGUGAAUGUUAGGGUAACAUUUAACGUGAGCGGUCUACUCGUCGUUGACGAAACUGGUAUCAUAACAGCGUGUAACCAACACUUCGCUAUGCUCACUUUCGGCAAAUCACUCACUGAUGUCAUCGGCCAUCACAUCAAUGACGUCAUUCCGAACUUCUGUCGGGAGUCAGACAUGGUUAAAGUGUCUGAUAGGAACAGAAAUAUGACUCUAUCACCUGUCAAUAAUGAGAACAGUGGAUCAGCUUCUGACACAGACGAAGAUUCUUGUGGAGCAUUUAAUGGUAGCCAGAAAUCUGCUUGUAUGUCUCUUAACGUCCAACAAUCUAUACAAUCCAUUUCUACGACAAGAGAGAAAUCGUCCAGUGCACUGUGCCUCGACAAAUCUUGCAGCCUGAUCACUCACACACCAACACCAACACAAGACAUGGUCUCAAGUAUUAGUACUACUGAACAGCGAAAUGACACUUCAGCACUUCCAGACAUGACGUCUGGAAUGUCUGGAAUAUCCAUAGACGAUGAAAACUAUUGUCAUAGUAGUAUCUCGAAGUCUCGAUCAGAAAACAUACUACGUUCAGAACAAAGUAGUAACCCUAGCAAACAAAUAUCUUCCAAACCGUCAGAAUCCAUUUACUACACGUCACAGCAUUCUCAAGAAAUAACACCUACCGGAAGUACACCUAGAGUACGUUUAAAUGAUCCAUCUUUACGGUUAUCCUUCGAUUCCAGUAAAUACAAAUCUUUGAAAGUGAACCAAACUAAAGAAGACAGAAGCAGUAUAUCAUUGGAUUUUUGUGAUUCGAAUGAAACUAGUGCUGACUUUCUUACGCCUAUUAACGAGAUGCCACUGCCUGGUUGCGAAAUUGAAGAUCUGCCGAAACAUAACGGGAACGAAAGUGUGGACAGUUUAAGUAACGACAUUGAUUUGGAGACCCAGACUGAAUCGGCGCCCAGGAAGAAAUUCGAAGACGAGGCGCCUGAGACUCCAUGCGUUGCGAAGAGGGCGUUGAGGAACCACGUGACGACGUCGACGCCGCAGCACAGCCGCGCGCUGGGCGGCCGGCCGGGCCACGAGUGCGCGCGCCCGCUCGGCGACGGCACCUACCGCGGCGUCGUGCUGCACAACGACGGCACCGAGCUCAACGUGGUGUACACGGUGUCGAGCAUGCAGCUGUGCGCGGGCAGCCGCGUGCGCUGCGUGUGGCUGGGCGUGCGGCUGGAGGACGCGCCGCGCCACACCACGCUCGCCUCCAGCCUCGCCUCCACCGCCGACAACUCGCUCGUGCUGGGCAAUAAAUCGGCUGGCAGUAGACCGCAGUCUAUGUCCUUGAUGAGCCAGUGUGGCGACGAACAAGUGGCUGGUGAAUACAGCAAACAUUACGUCACACUAAAACAAAUAGGCAAAGGAGCAUACGGCUGUGUCAAGAUGGCAUACCGUAGAUCAGAUCGACUUCUUACCGUCGCAAAAUUUAUCCUGAAGGAGAAAGUUGGCGUACAUUUCUGGGUGGAUGGACCUGAUGGACGAAAAGUUCCAUUAGAACUUAGUCUUCUAUUGACAUUGAAACAUCCUAAUAUUGUGAGCGUGGUGGAUGUGUUCGAAAACGACAAAUAUUUCCAGAUGGUGAUGGAAAAGCAUGGUGCUGGAAUGGAUUUGUUUGAAUUUAUUGAACGUAGGCCAAGACUAGAUGAGCCGCUUAUUAGUUAUAUUUUCAGACAGAUAGGUCAAGCGGUUGAAUACUUGCACUCGCUGAAUAUCCUGCACCGCGACAUCAAAGACGAGAACGUGAUCAUCGACAACAAGUUUCAUGUAAAGCUAAUCGACUUCGGCUCUGCCACCUUCAUGAGCCCCGACACUCUCUUCUCAACAUUCUACGGCACCACUGAGUACUGCAGCCCUGAAGUACUAGCUGGCAAUAAAUACGCCGGACCUGAGCUAGAAAUGUGGUCAAUGGGGAUAACACUUUAUGUGCUGACAUUUUUUGUUAAUCCAUUUUCCGACAUUGAAGACACUAUACAAGGACUUCUAGCAUUGCCGCAGAUUGUCUCUGAAGAUUUGGAGCAACUUCUUCGUUGGAUGUUGUGCAAGGAACCAGCACACAGAUGUACGGUAGCUCAACUCAUGUCACAUCCAUGGAUAAAACAACCUGUAGCCAUCACCAACUACAUAUUUCAUGAAAUUGUUGACUGUGAUCGACAUGAAUCAAACCCAGAUAUGUAUUACAGUGGUGGGAGCAUUGGUUCACCGAAAAGUGGGUCUCCUGUGUCGUUAGCCGAUCCUGUUCUUAAAGAACGUUCCAAUCCGUCAGAAGUAGCAAUCAAGUGGGAUCUGAAGAACGUAUCACGCGAGGAACCGAAGCGUAGUUCCCUCGCCCUGCACGCUCUCUCCACCGCCGACCGCGAUGCGCACUCUGACAACUACAGCCUACGAUCCUCCGCCGAUAUUUUAGACAUAUCAUCGAAACCGGUCUCGGACGCGGCGCUAACCGACAUCAGCUCGGACGCGACCGGGCACGCCGCCUGCGACAUCGACUGCGACUGCGACCACUACGACUGCGACAGCUGGGACGAGUGCGAGCAAGACAGCUUCUCUUAA
This is a messenger RNA of Parnassius mnemosyne (clouded apollo), 3705 nucleotides long. Lineage: Eukaryota; Metazoa; Arthropoda; Insecta; Lepidoptera; Papilionidae. The record is from the annotation of a GenBank genome assembly.